UAUAUAUACCCUCCUCAUUUCUCAUUUCUCAUCCAUCCAAACAACCACUAAUUGUUGAGUAAUAGAAAUCCAUACUGAGAAAUUAAAAUCAGUUAACAAGGCUAAAUUUUGUAUAUACUACACAAUUUGGUUGUUUUGAAAUUGUCUGCAACAAGUUUAGAAGAAAGAAUCAUGGUUUGUAUGGUUUCUCGCACCGGUAGGCAUUUGCAGAGAUAUAACAGUGGUCGCCGCCUCGUUGUGGGGUGUAUUCCAUAUAGAUAUAAGAAUAAGAAUGACGAAGGUGCAGUAAAUGAUCUUGACUUGGAAGUUCUUGUUAUCAGUUCACAGAAAGGUCAAGAAAUGAUGUUCCCCAAGGGAGGUUGGGAACUUGAUGAAUCUGCUGAAGAUGCAGCUAACCGCGAAUCGCUUGAAGAAGCCGGGGUUCGUGGCAAACUUGAGAGUGAAUUGGGGGAAUGGAAAUUCAAGAGCAGAAGCCUUGGGAUAUAUCACGAAGGGCACAUGUUCCCAUUGCUUGUUACCGAAGAACUUGAUCAAUGGCCGGAGAAAAAUGUCCGGGACAGAAAAUGGAUGAGCGUGACGAAAGCUAAAGAAGUCUGUAAGCAUGGGUGGAUGAAAGAAGCCUUAGACAUACUAGUAGAUCGGCUCAUGUAUCCGAAGCACCAACAACAACAAGUAGAUGAAGUCCCUCUUGUUUUCUAAGUUAGAAAAAAAUCUUCUUUUAAUUUUUUUUUUUUUUUUUUUU
Messenger RNA from Cornus florida, 742 nucleotides. Its product is annotated as nudix hydrolase 17, mitochondrial. The coding region runs from base 172 to 699 and encodes 175 amino acids. NCBI's taxonomy places the organism in Eukaryota, Viridiplantae, Streptophyta, Magnoliopsida, Cornales, Cornaceae. Gene Ontology annotation, molecular function: pyrophosphatase activity. The record is from RefSeq and is a predicted model, not a curated record. Gene Ontology annotation, cellular component: nucleus; cytoplasm. The transcript has 5 exons.